AUGCAGUCCAACGAACAAAAUGCUCCAUCAACCCCAUCUUCGGCUGCUGCAUCAUCCUCUCCUAAUUCAUCAUCAUCAUCCCCCACCUACCCCACUAAACAUGUAACACAGACGGCCUCCCCUCUCUACUAUGAAUCAGAAGCCCAUGCUGUAGCCACAUACGCUCCGGCAAUCACUCAAGUCCCACCAGCUGCUACCCGAAGAGUCUCUGGAGGAAGGCCCCAGCGCUCCAUCUCAUCUCUUUCUUCUAUCUCUGCGUCACCAUCAGCUCUAACUGGCUUUGACGAUCUGGCUCCUCAUAACUAUGCUGGCAUGUCCUACAAUGACACUUAUUCUCAGCAACAGCAGCAUCAACAACAGCAGCAGCAUCAGCAAUCGCAUCAACAAUACCAACAUCAACAAUACCUUCAUCAACAACAGCAAAUGCAAAUGCAGCAGCAAAUGCAUCAGCAAUUCCAACAUCAUCAACAGUUUCACCAGCACAUGGCCACAGCGGCAGCAACGACUAGCCAGCCUCCUUCCAUCCAGUCAACAUCAGCCUCAUCUCCCACAGCCUCUUCUGCUUACCCUACAUCCUUAGGAAUGUCCGGAUCAUAUGUCGCAGCCACGGAAAAACUGAGGCAGGAUCUAGAGCUGGAGCAAAUGGAAAAUCAAAACUUAGACCGACAACUGCGUGAAACCCGCAAGAAGCUAGAAAAUGCUUUGCAGCUUCAGUCUCAGCUCGAAAACGACGUUGUGGACAUGGCAAAAGAAGUUGGCAAUCUACAAUCUCAGCUUAAAGAUUUAAAAAAAAAUAAGCGCGAUUUAGAAAACGAGCUUUCCCAAGAACAAGUCACCAAUGUUAAUGAAAAACAGCAAUGGCUUGAUAAGGAGCAGCAGUUUGAAAAAACUAUAGCAAAACUCAAGGAAGAAAAUGCAAAGCUCAAAGAAUCGUCUGAUCAUUCGGCUAAGGGAGCGGCUGCAUCGACUAGUGGUAGCCAUCACCAUAAGAUCUUCUCCAUUAAUGGCUUCGCCAACUUAAUGAGUGGUCAGGGGGCAACCACAGCAGCUGCAGCUGCUGGAGCUGCUGGAGCGUCGGCGACAGCAUCAACAUCCGCUGUACCGACACCUGUACCAGCGUCUUCUUCACAUCCCAAUAAAGAUCGGAUAAUAGAACGGCUAAAAAGCGAGCUCGAACAGCUCCAUCAACAAACUGAACUUGUGUCGCGCGAAUAUGCGCUGCGGCAUGACCAUAUUGAGAACGAGCUUCAGCAGCAAAAGAAUGUCGUGGGCCGGCUCAUGGAGGAAAACGAGGGGUUCCAGUACCUUUUGGCCGAAAAGGCCAUUCUUGGCGGGUUCGCGGUGACCAAUGAUGCAUCGCAACGCGAAGGGUCCCGUGCCGUAAGUACCUCCUCUUCCUCUUCUUCUUCUUCUUCUUCCUCGACAACAGACAAAAUUAAAACUGUGCCGCAUGUUGUCGUCCCCUCGGGCAACAGUCUAGCCGAUGAGCUCGACCGCAUUUCUCUUGCAAGUGCCGACGAUGAGUAUGAUGAUACAUUAACUUCCGACACAGCACCAGAAGUUAAAAAGCGCAUGAACGAUCUUGAGUUUGAGGCUCAAUCGCUUCGCAACCACAACAAAGCUCUCCAAUUGUCGCUUGAACGUCUUGUACAGCGACUCUUGGAAUUCAAGGAGUUUGAGAAUGAAGUUGAAACCUCUACGAUGUCAGGUAAUAUCAAUGCCCAAGCAAUUUCUCAGUUCCAAAGCCGUAUUGCUCGGGACGAAAAUAACUCAACUGGAGGCCGAACGCGCAACGGACGCACCAACAGCAUCACUAGCGUGGCAAGUGGAGGUGCAUUGUAUCCUGGUAUGAAAUCUGCUGCGUUCUUGGCAUCCGCCGGUGCUAAUGGUGGUGCAGAUAAUGCCCCACGGCAUGGUCCCCGCGACUCUGUAUCGUCCACACAUUCGUCGUUAUAUGGUCUAGGGGUUCCUUACGGAUCUAGCGGUGUUGGUGGUGCACGUGGAGGACGUCAGUUCAAGAACCCAGUCUUGUGGAACAAUAUGCUUCUUGGUGGCACCAGCGCGGUAGGUGGUGCUACUCACAGCAGUGGCUCGAGUCUGGUUAACGGGACCGUGGGUCAUAAUGCACGCAAUAGCGGACAGACUGUCAAUGGCAGCAGAAGUAGCAGCAGUUCGUUUAUGCUGCUAAGCAUUGACGGGGACUCGUCACCUAGCAGUGCAAGCAGCGACAGUGGUAGCAGUGGUAGCAGCAGUGGAAGUGACCGCAGCAGCCAUAGAAGCGAAAGCCCCAGCCGGAGCAGGAGCAGCUCCCGCAGCAGUUUACGCCAGCCAGCAGAUAUAGCUACAGCUGUACGUGGCAAGCCCCGGCGACCGAGUAUCACUGGCCAGCGUGGGUUCUUACCUCUGGCCAUGGCUCGUGAUGUAUAG
Molecule: messenger RNA, 2427 nt
Organism: Magnusiomyces paraingens
Lineage: Eukaryota; Fungi; Ascomycota; Dipodascomycetes; Dipodascales; Dipodascaceae
Exons: 1
Coding region: 1-2427 (808 amino acids)
Source: RefSeq, a predicted model, not a curated record